Messenger RNA from Aphanomyces invadans, 2158 nucleotides. RefSeq lists its product as hypothetical. Gene Ontology annotation, cellular component: nucleus. Gene Ontology annotation, biological process: snRNA processing. The coding region runs from base 40 to 2022 and encodes 660 amino acids. The record is from RefSeq and is a predicted model, not a curated record. Lineage: Eukaryota; Oomycota; Saprolegniomycetes; Saprolegniales; Verrucalvaceae. The transcript has 3 exons.
CACCUAAGCAUUUGCGGUCGCUCACCACGCACGGCGAAGAUGCAGCACCUAGGGAGCGCAUCUUCAUCCGGGAGUGGCGCUUCGGCGUCUCUAACGUCGUCAUCACACUAUCACGUUCAAGCGAGCGAACUUACAGGCUCUGUCCACGGCGUGCUCCUUCGUUUGGGCGACACGAACGUCCUCCUCAACUGUGGCAAUUUGUCGCCAACGUCUUCCGUGCCAAUUACGUCGUUCUCAUCAUUGGGCAUCGCUCCGGGCACAAUCAUCAGCGCCAUAUUGAUCACGGAUUGGCGUAUCUCGAGCAGCGGCAUGCUUCCAGCGGUGUUGUCGGCAUACCAUAACCACCAUAAUCGGAACAAGGGCAAGGAGAAGCAGUUCAAACAGCAAGCCACAGCGCCGCCAUCCGUGCCGCCUCCCACCGUCUUCUUGACCCACGCAACAAGAGCGUUGCUUCCACACAUUAUCAAAGAAUGCAAAAUGGACACGACCACCAACCCCAUCGCACUCUUGGCCGACAUGACGCUCGCGGCCAUGACGACCUUAUCCUUUGGCGAACCGCACGUUCACGUCUUGUCUGGCCAAAACAACCUCACCAUAACCGCCCAUCGCGCUGGCCACGUUGUCGGAGGAUGUCUGUAUUCGCUUGAGCUUGAUGGCAUCCAGAUUGCAUUCGUGGAUGGAGUCAACCUCCACGGGUCUCGCAUUCUACUUCCCGCACAACUCCCACCUCGUUCAUCGCAUGUCGCGAUCGUCAACAGUGCGUACGUCGUCGAAGUGUCGGAAACCCGCACCGUGCUCGAGCGCGAACUGUGCAAGGAGAUUCGCGACACGAUCUUGGCCAACGGGAAAGUGAUCAUUCCCGUCUUCGGUGUCGGGGCUUUCUUCCACGACUUGGUGGCGCUGCUGCAAGACUACUGGAGUGCCAUGCAGUUCCAGCACAUUCCGAUCUACGUGACGUCGGAGAGCCUGUUGGGGAAGGCAUUCUUGCCACUCUUUGUCGACUCGUACACUCCGUCCUUCGUGAAUCGAUCGGUCCAUGUCCCAGUGAAGAAAAUCCCCGACAUGAAGGUCCUAGAACCAAAGCGCCCCAUGGUCAUCUUCACGACCGGCGCGUCCAUCAGCAGCGGCGAUACCCAUCAAGUGCUUCGCGCUUGCGGCCACCAACCCGACAACUUGCUCGUGCUGUCUGAAUUCCGUACUCGAGGGACGGUGAACCAUGCAUUUCUCAACAACGUGGCAUGCCCAGACCUGACCAAGAGCUUCGUUGACUCCAUCGUGUGCCGCUUGCAUACGUUUCCAUGUGGCGAUGAAGUCGACUGCCGCGAAGUGGUCGAACUCGCGCGCCAGAUUCGUCCGUCCACGAGUCUCUUGUUGCGCGGCGCGGAUGCCAGCGAUCCGUUUCUGCUGGAGGCGCUGCGGCCGUUCCACUUGCCCGUCACGUCGCUCAAGGACGACGACGUGUGGACAGGAUCGAUUCCACGGGACCUGAAUGUGCGACUGCGGGGAAACCUGGCGUUCCAGCGCGGCGUUGUGCCGACGCUGUUGUUGGCCGAGCCACGUAAGACACUUUACUUUAACAACGAACAGAGCGGAGUUCGCCGGCUCAAGAAAAAGAAGCACUCCCUCGCGUUCGGCCAUACUUGGAAGUACCCGAAGAGCAACUUCUCCACGAAAUCGCACAAGGCCAGUACACACAAGAGCACGCCGUUCCGACUGUCGAUGCUGCUCUCGAACGAAGCCAGUGAGGACGAUGACUCGGACCAUGCCGAGACCGACGUCGAGGCGAACGUCGUGUACGUGGUGGACGCGAUUGUGUCGACGUUGCACCAGUGGCUUGGUCUGGACGACCACAAGCUCGAGCGACAACCCACGUGGCUGCGCGUCGCUACAGUUGAGGUGACAGUCACUACGGAUUGGAGCAUCACGAUGAACUGGUCGUACGAAGACGAAGAGCUGGCCAGCCGUAUCUUUGGGCUCUGCCAACGCGUUGUCGAGGCCCAGUACUGCGAUGCACAUCGUUAAAGAUGAACUCUCCAUUAUUCGCCUGUCUCCCGUCAGUAGAUGUGAUGCGACUUCUUUCAUGCAGUCCUUGGGAUCACUGCUCCAUCGUAUGGCAUGAUGCUGGUGUCGUCCGUGCGGUCGUCGGCGCGCAGCAGGC